UGAAAAAAUUUCAUUGAAUAUUGAUAGGUCAUCAGUAACAAAAAUUUUACAUGAUAAAGAAAAAUGGCUAGAUGCUUUAUCUACAACCCAUCAUAAUGCUUUUUUCCAUAGAAAAGUGAGGUUUCCUGAACUAGAAAAAGCAAUGAACAUAUGGAUUGGACAAGACAGUGCAAUUGACCCUUUGGAUAAAAAUGCUAGUUUUUGGUGGCCUGCAAUGAUUGUUCCGAAUGAUGAACUGGAUGAGAGUAUGGAUUUUAAUUGUGAUCUCGAUCAAUUGUUACUUGAAGGCAAUUUCCUUGUAAAAUAUUUUGAGGAUAUGACAUAUUCUGUGGUAGAAUGCAAAGGAUUAAAACACUUCAAAUUGGAUAAUGAACCCUACUUGACUUUUGUAAAAAAAGCAGGAUUCCUUGAGCAUAUUGGAGUCUUUAGAGCUCUCAAAUGUAUACAAAAUAAUGGAGAACCAUUUAAAGGUUUCAAAUGGGAUUAUUGGAAAAAUCCACUAAAUCUUUGA
Molecule: messenger RNA, 511 nt
Organism: Entrophospora sp. SA101
Lineage: Eukaryota; Fungi; Glomeromycota; Glomeromycetes; Entrophosporales; Entrophosporaceae
Source: the annotation of a GenBank genome assembly